CAGCCAAGCAGUGAGGAGACGGCUCUGCAGAAACCCAGCAACGGCGGGAGCUGCUGGGGCCGAGGGACAGAGGGGACAGCCCAGCCGAGCAGGACCCGACCCCAUGGGCUCCCGGCACUUCCCCGCGCGGACCGUGCUCUUUGAGAGGGAAUCCAACGGCGUCACGUACCGCGUGCCCGCCCUGCUCUACCUGCCCUGUGUGGCCAAGCUGCUGGCGUUCGCCGAGGAGCGGCUCAGCGCCGACGACGCCCACGCCAACCUGCUGGUGCUGCGCCGCGGCACCAUCUACGGCAGCUACGUGGAGUGGGAAGACAUGCGCGUGCUGGAGACGGCGACGCUGCAGCACCACCGGUCGAUGAACCCCUGCCCGCUGUACGAUGAAUUCACGGGCACCCUCUUCCUCUUCUUCAUCACGGUGCUGGGCAGGACGCCCGAAGCCUACCAGAUUGUCACUGGCCAGAACGUCACCCGCCUCUGCUGCGUCACCAGUGCCGACCAGGGCCUGAGCUGGAGCACAGCCACGGACCUGACACAGCAGGUCAUUGGUGCAGCCAUCAAAGACUGGGCGACGUUCGCGCUGGGCCCUGGGCACGGGAUCCAGCUGCGCUCCGGCCGGCUGCUGGUGCCCGCCUACAGCUACCACAUCGACUGCAAGGAGUGCUUCGGGCAGCUCUGCAAGACCACCCCGCACUCCUUCGCCUUCUACAGCGACGACCACGGCCACGGCUGGCGCUUCGGGGAGUUCAUCCCCAACCUGCAGACGGGCGAGUGCCAGCUGGUCUCGGUGGAUGAGGAGGAUGGAUCCAACGUCCUGUACUGCAACGCCCGCAGCCCGCUGGGCUUCAGGGUCCAGGCGCUCAGCACGGAUGACGGGGCCGUCUUCCACAGGGGGCAGCUGGUCCAGCGGCUGGUCGAGCCCCCCCAUGGCUGUCAUGGCAGUGUCAUCGGCUUCCCAGCACCAUUUGUGUAUGUCCCCACCAUCUCCCAGGACUCUGUGUUGCCCCUCCGGGGCUCAGCUCGACGGCUGCUCCCCAGGAUGUUCCAGGGGUUUCGGUACCUGCCCACCCAGAAGGCAGCAGGUGAUGGGCUGCCCACUGUGGCCACCAGCAGCCACCACGAGCCAAACGAGCCUGAUGAGGACUGUCCUACCCCAGGGCAUCACCAACAAGCCCACAGUGUCACCUUGGCCCAGGGGGACCCUGCAGCAACCCCCAGCCCCACGCCCUUCUUCCAAGCGCCGACAUGGAUCCUCUACUCCCACCCCACCAGCUCCAUGUUGCGGGUCAACAUGGGGGUUCACCUGAGCACCUUCCCCAGGGAUGCAGAGAGCUGGACAGAGCCCUGGGUCAUCUACGAGGGCCCGAGUGCUUACUCAGACCUGGCUUACAUGGAGCUGCCCUACGCGGAGGCGCCGGUGGCCGGUGGCACGGCCAUCGCCUUCGCCUGCCUCUACGAGAACGGGACGAGGUCGCCCUACGAGCAGAUCUCCUUCAGCAUGUUCACGCUGCACGACGUGCUCCAGAACAUCCCCGUGACAGCCACUGCUCCCCGCCAGGGCCGCAGCCCCCGGCGCCGCGGGAAGCGGGGCCGAAGGAGCUGCCCCGUGUCCUAG
This is a messenger RNA of Manacus vitellinus (golden-collared manakin), 1612 nucleotides long. It is a transcript of the gene NEU4, whose product is annotated as neuraminidase 4. The record is from RefSeq and is a predicted model, not a curated record. Gene Ontology annotation, cellular component: cytoplasm; lysosome; membrane. The transcript is spliced from 4 exons. Lineage: Eukaryota; Metazoa; Chordata; Aves; Passeriformes; Pipridae. Gene Ontology annotation, molecular function: exo-alpha-sialidase activity. Gene Ontology annotation, biological process: oligosaccharide catabolic process; ganglioside catabolic process. Bases 104 to 1612 code for a protein of 502 amino acids.